UUUACCGCAUAAAAUAAUUUGCAUAAACUUGUAAUUUUAGCAAUUCUUGUCCCCAUAUUGAGCAAAAAAGGUCAGUUAGACUUAUGGCCUCGUAAAGAAGACACCGAAACCUGCACGAUUUACUGAGAAACUCAUUUUCGUCCUGGAUUGAGGCGGUAUGGGUUGCUGUGGCAAGAAAACGGGGGCCAACGAUGGCGAAGAUGUCGAAAUGAAGGAAACUUCAAAAUGGGGCAAACCAAACUCCUUUGACCCUAGCUUCAAUGGACCAAUCAAAAACAGGAGUUGCACAGAUAUUCCCUGCUGUAUUUUAUUUGUUCUGUAUGUCCUUGGGAUGGUGGCCCUUGGUAUCGCAGCAUAUACCAUGGGCAACCCCUACAAACUUCUAAAUUCAGUUGACUCCUAUGGAAACAUCUGUGGCUAUGACACAGGCUUUGUCGACAAGCCAAAGCUGGUGUUCUUUGACUUGACUGAGUGUAUCAACCCCACAGCUCUGUCUACUCAGUUGUUCUCAUACUCCUGUCCAACCAAACAGAUUUGCCGGCCGAGCUGUCCUGAUAUAAAUGCUCUUGGCUAUAAUGUGAAUGCCAGCCAGAUGGUGUGUGAUUAUGAUGUCAACCCUACAGGACUUACUAUACUGGAAAAGAUGGAACUCAUUAAACAGAAGAAGUGUGCUCCAUACUAUCUGAAAAGCACAGAUGUUCUUAAUCGAUGUGUCCCAACUAUUGUGAACAAUCAACUUGGAAAUCUCUUGGAGACGAACCAGGCCACAGGGCAGAACAUCACUGCAAAACAAGUAGAGGAUGGAUCACUAAUGGUUCAAGCCAUGCUCAAUCUGCAAAACCUUGGGCAAAAGGUUAUUCAAGAUGUCCAAGAGAGCUGGUAUGCAAUUUUGGGUGGUCUUGGCAUUGCGAUGGUUGCAUCAUUUAUUUACAUCUUGGUUAUGAGAUGGAUUGCUGGGCUGCUUGUAUGGAUAACAACAUAUGCAGUGCUGACUCUACUUGGCUUUGGCAUCUACUACUGUUGGACCACUUACACCAAGCUUCGGGAUGGAGCCACUUAUGACAGCAGUAUCUCAAUGAUCGGGGGACUUGACUCCUACACAAAUAGCAAAGAAACUUGGUACUAUCUCACAAUUAUCCUGGGCGUUAUCCUCGGCAUCCUUGUACUGAUCCUCCUCGCCCUACGCAAGAGAAUCCAAAUUGCCAUCGCUCUGAUCAAAGAGUCCAGCCGCGCCAUCACCAACAUAGUGUUCACCCUGUUCUUUCCGUUCAUCCCGUGGAUUUUGCAGCUGAUUCUGUUUGGAUGGUUUGUCUCUGUGUUGGUUUUCCUGGUGACAUCAGGAGCUACUGUCUACAAAAAUGUGGAUGGCAACGGAACCACAGGCUCUACCUGCUCGACACCAGGCAUUGUGACACAGACAGGAGUCAGCAGUAACAUCACAUGCCAAUAUAUCAACUUCGCAGACAAUGAUCACGUGUUCCGCAUGCAAGUGUACCACUUGUUCGGAUGGUUUUGGAUCAUGAACUUCAUCAUCGCCCUUGGCCAGUGUGUUCUUGCAGGCGCCUUCGCCUCCUACUACUGGGCCUUUGACAAGAAAAACGACAUACCCACAUUUCCAGUUGCUGCGUCAUUCUACCGCACUUUAAGGUAUCACACGGGGUCGCUAGCUUUCGGCUCUCUCAUCAUCGCUAUCGUUCAACUCAUCCGCGCCGCCCUAGAGUAUCUGGACCAUAAGCUCAGAGGUCAGCCUGGACAGCAGAGUGAAAUAGCCAAGUAUCUGAUGAAGUGCCUCAAGUGCUGUUUCUGGUGUCUGGAGAAAUUUCUCAAGUUUUUGAACAAGAAUGCAUACAUCGAGAUCGCUGUUUAUGGCAAAAACUUCUGCGUCUCUGCCAAGAACGCUUUUUUCCUGUUAAUGAGGAACAUACUCAGAGUUGUGGUAAUCGACAAAGUCACCGACUUCUUGCUCUUUAUCGGACAACUAUCAAUCACUCUUGGUGUCGGGGUCGGGGCGUUCUACUGGUUUGAGAGACAGAAGAAUCUCAACUACUACCUCGCGCCCGUCUUUAUAAUCGUCAUUGGCUCAUAUGUGAUUGCCUCCGCCUUCUUCAACGUCUACAACAUGGCCAUCGACACAGUCUUCCUCUGCUUCUUGGAAGACCUGGAGAGAAAUGACGGCUCGGACACAAAACCGUAUUACAUGUCCAAGCGUCUGAAGAAGAUCAUGGGCAAGAAGAACAAAAAGAACAGUGACGAGGAGGAGGACUAGGGCUAGCUAGCUACUUGGCAAGGGAGGGGUUGGGAUGAGAUAUGGGCAAGAAGAACAGUGAUGAGGAGGAGGACUAGGGCUAGCUAGCUACUUGGCAAGGGAGGGGUGGGGGUGAGAUAUGGACAAGAAUAACAGUGAUAAGGAGGAGGACUAGGACUAGCUAGCUACUUGGCAAGGGAGGGGUGGGGGUGAGAUAUGGGCAAGAACAACAUUGAUGAGGAGGAGUACUAGGGCUAGCUUACAGCUUGUCAGGGAAACGCAGUGGUGAUUAGCAAAGGUUUUUAUUUUUGUACAAUUUGAAAGAGAAGUUUCUUUGGAAUGCCUUUUUGGUUAGGGAAAUAUAAAUUCGAUGUUUUACUCAGUCGUAAUAAUAUUUAUAGAUGUACGCGUGUUGUAUCCUCACAAGUCUAGAGGAUAGGUUUAUUGUACCGCCCUAUCCACUGCACACUUGAUAUAGUUCGCCAUGCCCCAACAGUGUGUUUACAUGCAGUAUCUACCUACGCGUAGUAAAUUUCGUACUGUCAAUUAGUUGUAGAGUAUUUUUACAAGCAUGCUUCAGUGUUUGAUAUUUUUGUCAUUUUAUGAAUUUUAUGGAUAAAGAACAGACGAAAUAUGCUUAUAAUAUAUAUACCUGUUAUCAUGUAUUUGUCAUAGCACAAGAGAUAAUAAAGAUAGCCAAUCUUACAGAAA
Nematostella vectensis (starlet sea anemone) is the source of this 2956-nucleotide messenger RNA. Its product is annotated as choline transporter-like protein 4. The coding region runs from base 158 to 2266 and encodes 702 amino acids. Gene Ontology annotation, biological process: transmembrane transport. The transcript is spliced from 27 exons. Gene Ontology annotation, cellular component: membrane. NCBI's taxonomy places the organism in Eukaryota, Metazoa, Cnidaria, Anthozoa, Actiniaria, Edwardsiidae. The record is from RefSeq and is a predicted model, not a curated record. Gene Ontology annotation, molecular function: transmembrane transporter activity.